Messenger RNA from Ramularia collo-cygni, 1683 nucleotides. Its product is annotated as related to NOL1R protein. The transcript has 2 exons. Lineage: Eukaryota; Fungi; Ascomycota; Dothideomycetes; Mycosphaerellales; Mycosphaerellaceae. Bases 1 to 1683 code for a protein of 560 amino acids. Gene Ontology annotation, cellular component: nucleolus. The record is from RefSeq and is a predicted model, not a curated record. Gene Ontology annotation, molecular function: methyltransferase activity. Gene Ontology annotation, biological process: rRNA base methylation.
AUGUCUUUGUAUCAUGAAGCCGCAGAGAUUCUGACUGCAGCAAAGAAAGAUGGAGGGUCUCUCAAGUCUCUAGUGUUUGGCCGCAAGACUUGGAAAACCGAUGGAAGAAUUCUCUUUGCCCUGACGGCAGAGGCCGCCAAAUGGAGCACCGUUCUGUCCGAAGUUGUCGAGAAGAGCGGGAUUCUCAAAGUUGAGAAGAAUCUCACGCCAAUCCUGGCCCUCCUUCUCACCCACGAUCUUCUCCUCGCCAAAAAGGGAGUCGCGUUGCCACAGACUCACGGUCUCAAUGCUAUCAUCAGCCGGCACAAAAAUCGACUUUCUGCAGAGCUGACCAAGCUGARGAUCCGGCUUCGUCUUGCUUCGCUCGAUGAGCUUCGAGCUCAUGUCAACUCGGAAAAUGCCGGCGAUGUUCAGAUGAAUGAAGAUGGCUCGGCACCCUAUCGACAUCCCCGAUGGAUACGAGUCAACACGCUGAAAGCUACACUAGAGGACGAAUUGGCCACAACGUUUGCAGGCUACACCAAGGCCAGGAAUCUUCAAGAGAUAACCCACGCAAUCCCAGGAAGCCGUGUUCUCUUCAUCGACGAACAUGUGCCGAAUCUCAUCGCUACCGUUGGUCCCGAAGAUCCAUCCAGCUUCAAAUCGUACAAGACCGGUCGCUUCAUAUUCCAAGAAAAGGCCUCUUGCUUCCCAGCUUACCUGCUUGAUCCUAAGCCGGGUGAGGGCGACGUGAUCGAUGCGUGCGCGGCACCGGGGAACAAGACCACACACCUGGCUUCAAUCCUGGCCGGUCCUGCUCCUUCUGAGGACAGUGCCACAAAAAGUCGCGUCACGGCGUGCGAAAAGGAUGCCGAGCGUUCCAAGACGCUCGACAAGAUGGUGAACUUGGCCGGUGCCAACAAAAAUGUAGUCAUCAAAGCAAAGCAAGACUUCCUCCGAAUCGAUCCCAAGAAGAAAGACUCGGCAAAUGUUGUCGCACUGCUUUUGGAUCCCAGUUGCUCUGGAAGCGGGAUUGUAGGCAGAGAUGAAGCAAGCGUGACGGUACACCUUCCAUCAGCCACUGCAGAGGAUUCGGCACCCAAAGGCAAGAAGCGGAAACGGAGCAGUAAACCAGCAAAAUCGGAGCCAGUGCCAGAGCCGGAAGCACCUGUCGCCAUCGCCGAAGAAGAGGCCGACGAAGUGCCUGAGGAUGGCUCGAAACUGAAGGCCAGAUUGGAAAAGCUGUCUACUUUCCAGCUUCGGCUUCUGCAGCAUGCAAUGGCAUUCCCAGCAGCUAGACGGAUAACCUAUUCGACUUGCUCUGUACACGCAGAGGAGAACGAACAUGUCGUUGUGAAGGCCCUACUGUCUGAUGUUGCGAUACAACACGGGUGGAGCAUCAUGAAGCGAUCCAAUCAAGUUGACGGUAUGCAGAGAUGGCAUAAGAGAGGACACGAAGCAGAUGCACAAUUUGCUUUAUCAGAGACCGGCUCCUCCAAGGCAAGGAAGAGAAUGAAUGUUGCGGAUGUUGCAGAGGCAUGCAUCAGAUGUGACAAGGCUGGCGAUGAUGGAACCAUGGGUUUCUUCGUCGCUGGCUUUGUAAGGGACGACUCUGACAAAGCUUCGGUAAUGGACACUGCCAACUCGGUGGGGAGUGAUGAUGAUAGCGAUGAAUUUGAAGGUUUCAGUGAGGACGAAGUAUAG